AUGCCCUCACUCAAAAAUAUCCUCCAUAAGCGCGAUUCAGUCUCCAAAGACAAACCCCCCAUACCAACCACUUCACCCGAGGCCAUCCCAACAUCUCCACCACCCCCCGAAAUCACAUUCCUCCGCUCAGAUACAUUCGGCCACGAGGAGAUCACCCCACCAGUAUACCCCGACCACCACGAUCCUCAUCAACAAAACCAAAUCACGACCUUGAAAUCCGACGAACCGCCCAGCACACCAACAACAUCCUCCCCACGCCGCAGUUUCCAAAUCUUCCGCCGCUCCUCCUCCGCCCGCUCCCUCUCCAACAACAACCCCUCAUCCUCCUCACCAUCCCAACCACCGCGCCGAGAACGCCGCCUGUCAAAUCUACUCCACCUCGACCACCGCAGCCGGAGCAACUCACGCGAUUCCUCGUCCGCAAAUAUCCCCCAAGAUCUACCACAAAUCGAAGACGAGGAAGGCGAUGAACGGGAGCAGGAAGCGCAAUGGGAAAAGAGAGCUACAGUGCUAGUGCAGAAGAAUCCGCAUUUCGGUCCGACGUCGCCGAUUCAUUCGCAGACGGAGUUGAGACCGGGUCAGAUGCCUAGAUCGAGGAGUUCUAGUUCUGUCGGUGAUCAGCAGGAUGAUAUCAAUAUCCAGGAAGCGAUUCGAUUGCAUGAGGCAGGUGAUUUGGAACGAUCUACCAAGAUGUUCGGCCACUUGGCUGAUCCCAAUGGCACAAAUAACCCUCUCAGCCAAGUUCUCUACGGACUAGCACUACGACACGGCUGGGGCUGCACAAAAGACGAAACACGAGCAGUAACCUACCUCUCCGCCGCAGCCUCCAACUCCGCCGAUAUCGAAUCCGAGGCCCUCCGCGCGGGCAUAAAGAAAGGUGGCGCCGCAAAGGGCGAGUUAAUCCUCGCCAUCUUCGAGUUGGCGAAUUGUUUCCGGAAUGGCUGGGGCGUCGAGAAGGAUCCCGCUGCUGCGAGACAGUAUUAUGAGACGGCUGCUAAUUUGGGGGACCUUGAUGCGAUGGAUCAAGUUGCUUGGUGUUAUAUUGAGGGGUUUGGGGGGAAGAAAGAUAAGUUCAAAGCGGCGAAGUAUCUUCGAUUAUCGGAGAAGAAUGGGGGGCCUACGGUUGGGAAUUCAUGGUAUGUGUUUGUCUCGUUUCUGGGAGAGGUUUGA
Molecule: messenger RNA, 1170 nt
Organism: Penicillium cosmopolitanum
Lineage: Eukaryota; Fungi; Ascomycota; Eurotiomycetes; Eurotiales; Aspergillaceae
Product: tetratricopeptide repeat protein
Exons: 5
Coding region: 1-1170 (389 amino acids)
Molecular function (GO): protein binding
Source: RefSeq, a predicted model, not a curated record